Molecule: messenger RNA, 3943 nt
Organism: Spirometra erinaceieuropaei
Lineage: Eukaryota; Metazoa; Platyhelminthes; Cestoda; Diphyllobothriidea; Diphyllobothriidae
Source: the annotation of a GenBank genome assembly
AUGGCUGACGAGUAUGCAGACUUGAAGCAGAUGUUGCAGCGGCAGCUGAAGCUGAUGCAGGCGCUGACCGUCAAGCUAUCCAAUUCAUCUAUGAGCCAAUCAAGCGCGGCUGGUGGUUCACAAUCUGUUGAUCACAUUGCCGGUAGCAUCACCGAAUUCUUGUAUGACCCGCAGGCCCAUAUCACCUUUGAGUCCUGGUACAAGCGAUACGAGGACUUGUUCUCUGUCGAUCUGGCUGCCCAGGACGAUGCAUGGAAGGUCCGACUUCUACUUUGCAAACUGGGUCCGGCUGAAAACGAGCGUUAUGCAAACUUCAUCCUUCCCAACAAUCCCCGGGAAGUCGCUUUCAAGGACACGGUUCAGACGUUGUCGCAGAUUUUUGGUGAGCAAUCAUCCCUCUUCAACACUCGAUUUCAGUGCUUGCAACUGUGCAAACGAGAUUCCAAUGAUUUCAUCACGUACGCGGGCAUUGUUAAUCGUGAGUGUGGGCGUUUCCAACUCGGUUCUCUCACUGAAGACCAGUUUAAAUGCCUUAUAUUUAUCUGCGGCCUCCAGUCCCCCAAGGAUGCUGAUAUCCGGACACGUCUCCUGUCCAAAGUGCAGCAGAACAACUCUACCACACUCCAAGAGCUGGCAGCAGAGUGCCAAACGCUGAUCAAUCUCAAGCACGACUCUGCAAUGAUUCAGAACCCGGCCUCAUCUUUCUCAGUCCAUACGGUCACAUCGACCAAAUCGCAUCCUGUUACACGGCCCAAGCAAAUGUCCAAGUCGAGAUCUCCGCCAUCUCCUUGUCGGCACUGUGGCGCGUGGCAUUUCCACCGGGAUUGCACUUUCCGCCAGCAUCGCUGCCAAAGCUGUAAUCAGGUGGGACACCGUGAUGGGUUCUGCAAAUCAGUACCAGCUUCUGGAGGCAAGCCAGCCCCCGCCACUCCUAAUUCCAGGCACCGUUUCCGGUCAAAACGCAAGCCCAAACCCCAGUCCGUGGGUAAUUCUCUCAGUCUUUUGGGCGCUUUCCAGCUCAAUGCGUCUGGCCGUAGAAAAUUUGUUGAUGUCUUGCUCAAUGGCCAUGCAGUUCGUCUACAGCUGGACACUGCCUCAGAUAUCACCAUCAUCUCUGAGAGACUCUGGCAGUCCCUUGGCAGCCCAACGAUGCAGCAGACUUCUCAGUCCGCCACAAGCGCGUGCGGUGGUCUCGUACAGCUAAUUGGGCAGCUGCAAUGCUGUGUGUCGUUCCGCGGUACCAGCAUCACUGCGAUCUGCUACAUCACCAAGUCUGAUCUAAACCUACUUGGUCUCGACUGGAUUGAACAACUUGGGUUGGCCGAUAUGCCGCUCCGCAUUGUUUGCAGUCAGGUGCAGAUUCCCGCUGUGCUUGCAGACCAAGCCAAGGACAUUCUCCAACGGUUUGCUCCAGUGUUCCAAGACGGCCUGGGUCGUUGCACAUACACUCAAGCCGUGCUACAUCUGUCUCCUGGAAGUCAACCAGUCUUCCGUCCAAAGCGACCAGUCCCAUAUGCAGCACUACCACUUGUCGAGGCUGAACUGAAACGUCUAGAGGAACUGGGAGUUCUGGUUCCUGUAUCCUACUACGCCUGGGCCUCUCCAAUCGUUGUGGUUAAGAAGCCCAAUGGCUCGGUCCGCAUUUGUGCUGACUUCUCCACCGGUCUCAAUGCCGCGCUGACGCCGAACUGCUAUCCAUUACCGGUUCCGCCAGAUCUUUUCACCCUGCUGAAUGGUGGCACUUGCUUUGCCAAGUUGGAUCUCGCUGAUGCGUAUCUGCAGAUCGAGGUCGCCCCAGAGUCGCGCGAAUUGUUGACCAUCAAUACCCACCGCGGUCUGUUCCAAUACACCAGGCUGCCCUUUGGUGUCAAGACCGCCCCGGCCCUAUUUCAACAAACGAUGAACGCAAUGCUCUCCGGCAUCCCUGGCACAGCUGGGUACCUGGACGACAUCAUCAUCGUGGGUCGCUCCCCUGCCGAGCUGCAAGACCGAGUGUGCGCAGUACUCGAACGCGUGCAGGAGUAUGGCUUUCGCCUAUGGGCCGACAAGUGCCAGUUCUUCCUCGACUCCAUCAAGUACCUUGGAUUCGUUUUUGACGCCAAUGGUCGCCAUCCAGAUCCUGAAAACAUUCGGGCCAUCCAACGGAUGCCUGCCACCAAGAAUGUAUCGCAACGUCGUUCGUUCCUUGGCCUGAUCAGCUACUAUAGCGCCUUCCUACCAUCGCUGCAUGACGUACGGGCCCCGCUCAACCGUCUGUUGCAGAAGGAUGCUCCCUGGUGCUGGUCCCCCGACUGUGAAAAGGCCUUCGCCCAGCUAAAGUCGAUGCUGAGUUCAGAUCUGCUGCUCACGCACUACGACCCGACGCUGCUGAUCGUUGUUGCUGCAGAUGCUUCCAACCACGGAGUUGGUGCCGUCAUCUCACAUACUUUUCCUUAUGGGUCUGAAAAGGCGAUCAUGCAUGCAUCUCGCACGCUAACCCCUGCGGAGAAGAACUAUGGGCAAAUAGAGAAAGAGGCUCUAGCCCUCGUGUUUGCCGUCAAGAAAUUUCACAAACUGUUGUACGGUCGCCACUUCACGUUGUUGACGGAUCACAAACCAUUGCUGUCAAUCUUCGGUUCGAAGAAGGGCAUUCCCGUCUACUCAGCCAGCCGACUUCAGCGAUGGGCAACCAUCCUUCUUGGCUACGAUUUCGACAUUCGCUACUGUCGUACUACAGACUUUGGUCAGGCCGACGCCCUUUCUCGCCUCAUCAGCAAUCAGCAGGAACCGGAGGAAGAUACCGUGAUUGCAGCUAUUUCGAUUGAGGACGAUGUGCGCCGUCAGCUAUCAGACGCCAUACGAGGUAUCCCCAUCACUGCCGCGGACAUCCGACGUGCUACUGAACAGGAUCCUGUCUUCCGUCAGGCCAUCACCUACGUGCAGACCUGCUGGCCAGCCACUGCUCUAACUGGCGAUCUUCGCCAGCUCUUCCUCCGCCGAGCAUCGCUAUCUGUGGUUGACUCCUGCCUCAUGUUUGCAGACCGUGUGGUGAUCCCAUCUUCCCUCCGACCCACUGUACUACGCCAGUUCCAUGCGGCUCAUCCUGGUACCAGCCGAAUGAAGUCUAUUGCCCACUGUACUACGCCAGUUCCAUGCGGCUCAUCCUGGUACCAGCCGAAUGAAGUCUAUUGCUCGCAGUUUUGCCUACUGGCCGGGUAUCGACGGCGACAUCGACGACCUGGUUCGACGCUGUUCUCGAUGUCAGCAAGCUGCCAAGAUGCCGCCUCGUCAACCGCCAGUACCCUGGGAACCACCAGAGAGGCCUUGGUCACGCGUGCACAUCGACUUCGCUGGCCCACUUAACGGAGUCUCCUACCUAAUCUUGGUUGACGCCUACUCGAAAUGGCCCGAGAUUGCUCCGCUGAAUCCAGCAACCGCAUCUUCCACUAUCGCCUUCCUACGAAGCAUCUUUAGCCAACAUGGCUUACCAGAAGUCCUGGUUUCAGAUAAUGGCUCUCAGGUUACUUCGUCGUCGUUUGAGGAUUUCUGCCGCCAGCACAACAUCCAGCACCUUCGCUCCCCGCCCAACCAUCCUCAGUCUAACGGUCAGGCGGAGCGUUUUGUCGACACGUUUAAGAGAGCCCUCAUGAAAGCUCGUGGGGAGGGGACCACGGACGAGAUAGUCCAGGCAUUCCUGUUUUCCUACAGGACAACACCGAACCCGGCGUCCCCUGGUGGCGUUUCUCCUGCCGAAGCGUUGAUGGGCCGAAAACUGCGUACAACGUUUCAUGCCCUCGUCCCUACCGGUGGCGUCCCCUGGUGGCGUUUCUCCUGCCGAAGCGUUGAUGGGCCGAAAACUGCGUACAACGUUUCAUGCCCUCGUCCCUACCGGUGCGCAGCCCGCGCAGACUUCUCCAGUUUCUCGCAGCAAGCUCUCCAUCGGAACACCUGUCUUCGUUCGUGA